Molecule: messenger RNA, 1671 nt
Organism: Exophiala xenobiotica
Lineage: Eukaryota; Fungi; Ascomycota; Eurotiomycetes; Chaetothyriales; Herpotrichiellaceae
Exons: 3
Coding region: 513-995 (160 amino acids)
Source: RefSeq, a predicted model, not a curated record
GAGUCUCAACCUCCGCUGGGGAGAUUCCCGCACACUUGGAAACAAACACAGUGUCAACCUCAUGACCAGUGAUGCCGAUCAUCAUAAACAUGUUGCUGUAGAGGAUGUUGGUAAUGGUAACCCAGGGUUUGAGCGCCGGAAGAAAAACAAGCCAAGUGACAUUUGGUCAUGAGGCGUCGAUCAAGAGUAACGGAGCCAUCUGAGCCUCUCCCCUAGAAAGAGUUGAAAGGAAAGCAGCUUCAGAUGGCUGAAGGGUGAGGAAGGCUUCCGAUGUGGAAGUAAAAGUCUAAGCCGCUCCUUCUGCCUAGAGGGUGUUUGAACUCUUUCUCUCUUUCCUUCCUUUCUUUCUUCCUUUAUUCCUCCCUCAUACAAGUCACACUGCGACAAUCACACAGUCUUUCCUCUAUCACCACUUUGUCCUGGUUUAUUGAUGGCCAUUGCUCUUCAUCUGCUUCCGCUACUAAAAUUCAGCUAAGUCAAAGUACUGCAGGCUUGUGGUUGACCGCGUAACGAUGGACCCAUUUGCCAUCUUUCUGUUCCUUUCACUUUUCCUGUUGCGUCUCUCCUACACUGUUGCCCUUGAUCCAGGUCAACCAUGUAGCCCAGGCUACACACUCUGCUCACCCCAAGGUGCUUCCAUACGAGAUAUACCUCCUAUUGGACCCGGUCUUGCUAGGCUCUAUCUGAAUCUCAUUGAAACUGUCAAUCCUCAAGCCGCACCAGCUCAGGCCAAUCGAUCUGCAGGCCUUCAUGAGCCAGCGCGCAGAACAGGACAAACUCCAGAUACGCUUUGCUGUGCAGACAACACUGAGUGCAUGCUUGUCCUCAGUUACAACAUACCUUGCUGCUGGGACCGGUUUACCACGAAUUACUUCUUUGCAGACGGCUCCUACGGUUCGAUCACGACAGGGAACUACACAACUCCUGCAGGAGACCACGCAAACUUGAUCACGGGAGACUAUGAAUGUGCCAAUGGACAAUCGGGGAACAUCUAACAGGGACAAACAAUUGUUGAGCCCAACACAACAACGUUGACAGUGCCUACGCCCUGGACAAGCAGUGGUGUUGGCUCAGCCAUACCCGCAAGUGCAGUCGGCAGCUACCUGUCCCUGACCUCAUCCUCCUUGAUAAUAGCAACGUUGACAUCGCCUCCUGCGUCUUACAGUGUGGUGAGUAUCAAUCCAGGCAGCUCGACUGAGAAUGCAACCAUUCCAGGGGUCGCCACAGGCACCGAUAGAUACAGCAUUGGCUCCAUGACGCCUGCGUCUCCGUCAACUGUUGUUCCGUCACAGUCUCAGAUCACCCCACCGAUCACGAGUGAGGCUUCACGAAUCAUUUCCAAAGGAGGUUUUCUCUCGAGGCUGAUGGCAUUUUCUGCUACUGCCAUGUAUCUGUGGAUGCAGUGAAAAGACACAACUGGGAUAUUGAUCAUCAUGCAAACCCUCAACUAUGUUUGUCAGCUUCAAACACGUGUGAAACGCACGCAAUCAAUCAGCAAUCAUGUCACGGAAAAGUGCUAAAGAAUCUGGAUUCAGAUGGGAGUAUGGCUGGCUCAAUGUCGCACGAAGCUAUCGUACAGUAUAUCAAAUAUCGUAGGAGAAAAGACGAAACGGAUGUAUGUGAAUGUGUAUGAAUGGGCGUGGCAAUACUGCGUCUGUCGAUAGUGCUGUC